GUAUUCAAAACGUUCCACGUACUCAGUGUGUCUUUCUCUCUCUCUCUCUCUCUUUCCAGAACAAGCUGCUUCCUGAUGUGUGCACCUGACGUGUGCAACCGUUUGCAAACCCACACAAACCUUCAUUAAAAACGGAGCAGAUUGAGACGGCACUGAAUAAGACAAUCACUUGGGUUUGUCACAGUCACAGAGGAGUUACCGCUUCAGGCUUCUCGCCUUGUGAAAGUCAAAACCUUCCCACUCCCCCUUCCCCCCAAAACGAGGAUACAAACAAAAAAAACAAACAAAAAAAGGAAGACAAAUCUAUUAGAGUAACAUUUAUUUGAAGUGAGUCUUCAAGAAGAGUCUGGUGACACCAAGCUUGGGGUUUGUAGCUUGUAGCAGGAAGGGAGAGUUGAGGGAGAGGGCAGUGCGUAUCCGGAACAAGCUGCCAGAGGAAGUGGUGGAAGCAGGAACAAUUACAACAUUUGGACAGCUACAUGGAUAGGCAGAGCAGCCCCGAGAUAACUGGAUCAUUACAAAGUAACGGUACAAAUAACAAGAUGAAUGGUGCAAUAGAUCACUCGGACCAGCCAGACCCAGAUGCCAUUAAGAUGUUUGUCGGCCAGAUCCCAAGAUCUUGGUCAGAAAAAGAAUUAAAGGAGCUGUUUGAGCCGUAUGGGACAGUGUACCAGAUCAAUGUCCUUAGAGAUCGCAGCCAGAACCCUCCACAGAGCAAAGGCUGUUGUUUUGUUACGUUUUACACAAGAAAAGCUGCACUUGAAGCACAGAAUGCCCUUCACAACAUUAAAACUUUACCAGCGAUGCAUCAUCCUAUUCAGAUGAAACCUGCUGACAGUGAAAAAUCAAAUGCUGUGGAAGACCGAAAGUUGUUCAUAGGGAUGGUUUCGAAAAAGUGCAACGAGAAUGACAUCCGAGUGAUGUUCUCAACGUUCGGACAGAUAGAGGAAUGCAGAAUUCUACGGGGUCCUGAUGGAUUGAGUCGAGGCUGUGCAUUUGUCACGUUUUCCACAAGGGCAAUGGCACAGAAUGCAAUCAAAGCCAUGCACCAGUCCCAGACCAUGGAGGGCUGCUCAUCGCCAAUCGUGGUGAAGUUUGCAGACACUCAGAAGGACAAGGAGCAGAGGCGCCUGCAGCAACAGCUGGCCCAGCAGAUGCAACAGCUCAACACAGCGACCUGGGGAAAUCUCACUGGCCUGGGCGCCCUGGGACCACAAUACCUGGCUGUAAGUGGUCAUUGGGGAACCAAGAACAGUAUCGAGUUUGGAACAAAAGAAGUUUUCGUACCCCAAAACAUGCAUACACUUUUGCAGCAAGCGACUUCGACGAGUAACCUGGGUGCGUUCAGUGGCAUUCAACAAAUGGCGGGUAUGAACGCUUUGCAGCUACAAAACCUAGCAACUUUAGCAGCAGCUGCUGCAGCAGCUCAGAACACAGCCACCACAAAUACCAACCCUCUCACUGCGGCUACUGGGGCACUUGGAGCAUUGACAAGUCCAGUGCAAUGGGGAAACAGCAAUCAGCAGUCGAUGCCUGUAGCAGGAACAACAAAUUCUGGCACAAGUGCAGCCAUGAACUCCCUGACCUCCCUGGGAACACUCCAGGGGCUGGCUGGAGCUACUGUUGGUUUAAAUAACAUUAAUGCACUGGCAGUUGCUCAAAUGCUCUCAGGUAUGGCGGCGCUUAAUGGCGGACUCGGAGCUACUGGCUUGACGAAUGGAUCGGGUGGCACCAUGGACGCACUGACUCAAGCCUACUCAGGAAUCCAGCAGUAUGCAGCGGCUGCACUGCCCACACUGUACAGUCAGAGCCUGCUUCAGCAGCAGAGUGCUGCAGGCAGCCAGAAGGAGGAAAGAUGGCUCACAGCACUUUGCAGAGCAGAACCCAACACUGGUCAGCAAGCUGGAGGCACAGGGCCAGAAGGUGCGAAUCUGUUUAUUUACCACCUUCCCCAAGAGUUUGGCGAUCAGGAUAUCCUACAGAUGUUUAUGCCAUUUGGAAACGUUGUGUCUGCUAAAGUCUUCAUUGAUAAACAGACCAAUCUUAGCAAGUGUUUUGGUUUUGUGAGCUACGACAAUCCAGUUUCUGCACAGGCGGCCAUCCAGGCUAUGAAUGGCUUUCAGAUUGGAAUGAAGCGCUUAAAAGUUCAGCUGAAACGAUCCAAGAAUGACAGCAAGCCGUACUGAGUCUAGUGUGGGAGGUUAAUGCUGUUACUUUAGCUUUGUUAGGACAUCUUCAUGCUCGUUAGUUCAUCGUUUGCCUAGCAUGUCCCUGUGACGUCAAAAAAAAAUUCAAAAAAAAGCUCAUCGUCCCGUCAUUGUUUCUGAUGUCUUUCUGACCUCACAUCACACUUGGUCCUCCUACUUGACCCCUUGACCUAGUUUGACUUUGAGAUUUUUUGCAUGUGACCUCACGUAGCUCUGAAUUCUAAAGAGAUCAAUGUGAAAAACGUAGCUGCAUUCGUGUUAAGACUGAAAAAGAAAAAAAAAUUAUUUUAAGAAAGUAAAGCAAGAAAAAAAAUUAUAUGAGAGAGAGAAGGGAAAAAAAAUAACCUGUGGUGGAAAUGUUUCUUUUUUUUCAUGAAACAAACUUGAAAGUAUUAUACAGGGAUUGACUUUCUCUCUGGUCACUUAGAAACGCAAUAGCAAUAUGGUGGCCAGCGUGCAGAAUGUUGGUUUCUCAAUGAAGCAGACUACUUCUGAUCAGAUGCUGAAACUGGUCAGAUAUUAUCAAGAGCUCUGUAAUAAUUUUUACAUUUUUCAGGCAGUGUAAAGUUUUGAUAAGGCCAUUUAAGUGGCUCACUUUCUCAUCGAUAUAUAUAGAAAAGAUUAAAACCACUUUUUUUGUAGACUAGUUUAAGAUAAUUAAAAAAAAAGAUGACCCAUGUUUGGGGAAAGACUACCUAUUUGUGUCACCUUUUGCUGAACUGAUUCACACCUAGACAAUCUGUGGUAAAUGCACAUUAAAUGACCUAUAUUUUAUACUGUUUAAAUGUAUUGGAGAAGAUAAAACAAAGCAGUAAGUGUAAACUUCGUCACGUUGGUAAAUAUGUGGGUUAAGUUUUGGUGUCAUCGCAAUUUUUAAGGUUCUAUAAUUAAGUAUUUCGUAAAAUGACACAUUUUUCGGUUCACUCGGCAAAAGAUUUUUUUUGGCGGCCAAAAAAAUCUUAACUCUUCGGGUGAAAAGGGAUAAAAAGAAUUAUACAAUUCCAGGACAAAAAAAUCUUGUGCUUUGUGUGUGAAACGUUUUGACGUCUGAUUUUGUUCCUUUCUUUUCAUUGUGAGAUUUAACAGUUUGACGUAUUCUUUGUUCAGCAAAAUGUGAGAUUGGCUUUUUUUUCUUUUGGAAAAGGAGAAAACAGCAACUUAAAUCAGUGGAAUUAGUGCCAAAUUCCAAAAGCAAAAUAAAGGUACUUCCUGCCUAGUGCUUAAUUGUGUUAAUUGUGAGAAGUAAUUUGAUAACAUGGGUAUUUUGUUACUUGAGUGUUUUGUAAUAAUUCUCUCAUGUUUGAAAAAAAUUAAAGAAAAAAAAAUAGAUCAAAACCAGAGAGAAAAAAAAGUUUGUUAAAUUGCUAAAGCUGUGGUCUUGUUGCCUGAGAUUGUUCAUUGUUUGUUAUUUCUCUUUGUAAAAGCGCUCCAUGUUUCCCAACCUUGCCAUUUAUAGAAGCUGUGCAAGCAAACCUCACAAGCUUUUUUUCUUAUAGUUGUGAAAUUUAAAAAAAACAGUUUAAAAAAAGACAAAAAUUUUCAAAAAAAAAAGCACCCCCCAAGGCAGGAAUGUUUAGAACUGUUUUUUUUUAAAUAUAAUUAAUUAAUAAUAAUUAAGCAGCCUUAGCUGCGUUGUACGACUUUCUAAACAUAGCAAAAAACAUUUGUCAUUCCUCUGUGCAUGCACUCAGUAUGUAAUGAAGCACUAACUGUUAACGGGCCAAUAUUUCUCUGCAUUGAAGGCAAGGAGCAGUAUGAAUCAGUUCAGCUUCCAUUGCCUUGGGGAUUUAUUUAGGGCCCACUCUGUUAUGAAUUCAUUUCCCUCACCAUCACCCCCUCUCCCCAUUCUCUACCCACAACGUACAUCCUCCCAACACAUUGUUUCUGUUUGUUUUAAAAUCUUAAGUAAAAAAAAGGAAAAAAAAAAUUGUAGCUUCAUUGCAUUUUUUGAAAAAUGUCUCACAAAGACAAGUGUUUGUGCUCCUGUGAUGUGAGAUCUGGUGUUUGUAGACUAUUAUUAUCAUUUAGGAUUAAGAUUUAAAGAAAAAAAUAUAUAGUUUUAAGUAUUUGUUUGAGAAAAGCCAAAGUUAAUGCAAACUGAGUGGGGGAACCGCAAGCCCAUGUGAGUGCUGUAAUUCUUUUUUUGGUGCAUUUUGCCUCUGUAUGUGAUGGAAGAUUUUUUUGAAGGAAAAGGAGUCAACACAACACACACACUCAAAAAAAAAUGUGGGCUUUCGUAUUUCUACGACUUGACUGUAAUUAUGCAUUUUGUACCAGUGGAAUUUUUUAUACUGGAAAUUAAAAAAUGGAUAUUUCUGCGCCUUACCUGUGUGUGGGCCCAGUGAUGACUGACUUUGAGUUUAAUUUCUGGUUGGUGCAGAGAAAGUGGCGAUUAUUUCAUUUUAAGAAUUAACAAGAAAUACUUUUUAAAAGAAGUAAACUUUGGCUUGCUUUCCUCAUUUCUUUGCAUAUGCUUAACUGUCAAGAAUUUUUGUCAAAAAAAAAUGGGUAAGUUUCUCUUCAAUUAUGUAUUGUGCAGUUACAUAACGUAUUAGGACUAGCAGUAUUCAUUCACCUACAGUGGGAUAACUGUAUUAGUUUAAAAAAUAGGGGUUUGCUUUUUGCUGUUGAAAUCCAAGUUUUUUCCUGAUUCUCUGUCUUCAUUGUGAACAUAACUGUGGAACAGUUGGACUUAUUUUUGUAACGUAUGUUAUUGUGUGAUGCAGUUUUUGCUUCUGUCUCAAAUAUUAAACCAUUUUUCCUAA
Stegostoma tigrinum is the source of this 4972-nucleotide messenger RNA. It is a transcript of the gene celf2, whose product is annotated as cugbp, Elav-like family member 2. Gene Ontology annotation, molecular function: mRNA 3'-UTR binding. The record is from RefSeq and is a predicted model, not a curated record. Gene Ontology annotation, biological process: regulation of alternative mRNA splicing, via spliceosome; mRNA splice site recognition. Gene Ontology annotation, cellular component: cytoplasm; ribonucleoprotein complex; nucleus. The coding region runs from base 480 to 2186 and encodes 568 amino acids. NCBI's taxonomy places the organism in Eukaryota, Metazoa, Chordata, Chondrichthyes, Orectolobiformes, Stegostomatidae. The transcript has 20 exons.